Tachysurus vachellii is the source of this 933-nucleotide messenger RNA. It is a transcript of the gene mc1r, whose product is annotated as melanocortin 1 receptor. Gene Ontology annotation, biological process: G protein-coupled receptor signaling pathway. The record is from RefSeq and is a predicted model, not a curated record. Gene Ontology annotation, molecular function: melanocyte-stimulating hormone receptor activity. Lineage: Eukaryota; Metazoa; Chordata; Actinopteri; Siluriformes; Bagridae. Bases 1 to 933 code for a protein of 310 amino acids. The transcript has a single exon. Gene Ontology annotation, cellular component: membrane.
AUGAAGUCCAACCAGAGCAUUGACUACCUGGACAAUGUCGCCUUCAAUGUGUCGGUCAGUGACAUGAACAUGACGGGCAUCAACCAGAUCACCAUCCCUCAGGAACUGUUUCUGGUGCUGGGCUUGAUAAGCCUGGUGGAGAACAUUCUGGUUAUUGCAGCCAUCAUUAAAAACAGAAACCUGCAUUCUCCGAUGUACUAUUUCAUCUGUUGCCUUGCCGUGUCUGACAUGCUGGUCAGUGUGAGCAACGUGGUGGAGACAAUGUUCAUGCUGCUCACGGACCACAGCCUUCUGAGUGUGACUGCAAGGAUGCUGCGCCACCUGGACAACGUCAUAGACAUCAUGAUCUGCAGCUCUGUGUUGUCCUCGUUGUCCUUCCUGUGCACCAUCGCGGCUGAUCGCUACAUCACCAUCUUCUAUGCCCUCCGCUACCACAGCAUAAUGACCACACAGCGUGCUGUCACCAUCAUUGUGAUCGUCUGGCUCACCAGCAUCACCUCCAGCUCACUGUUUAUUAUCUACCACACAGACACCGCAGUCAUCGCCUGCCUCGUUACCUUCUUCAGCAUCACGCUGAUUUUCACAGCAGUGCUCUAUCUGCACAUGUUCAUCCUAGCACACGUACACUCCAAGCGCAUCAUGGCGCUGGAUAAAAACCAUCGCCAGGCCACCAGCAUGAAAGGCGCCAUCACUCUGACCAUCCUGUUGGGUGUUUUCAUUAUUUGCUGGGGUCCGUUCUUUCUGCACCUGAUCCUGAUCCUGACGUGUCCAACAAACCCUUAUUGCAAGUGCUACUUCAGCCAUUUUAACCUCUUCUUAAUCCUUAUUAUAUGUAACUCUCUCAUAGACCCUUUGAUUUACGCCUAUCGGAGUCAAGAACUGCGAAAGACGCUUAAGGAAAUUGUUUUCUGCUCUUGGUGCUUCGUUAUGUAA